AUGCGGGGUGAGGCAGCAGACGGCGUGGUGCGCAUCGGCGGGGCGGAAGCAGCGGUAGCCGGCACUGUGAGCGGCGCGGUCACCGUCGGCAUCCGGCCCGAGGACCUGCUGCCCGACGGCGCUGCGGAAGAAGGCAGGCUCCGGGCGCGAGUCACACUGGUCGAGCCCAUGGGCGCGGACACGCUGGUCUUCUGCGUCACCGACGAGGACCAGGAGAUCACCGUCCGCCUGCCGCGCUACACGGCUGCGCGAGGGGGAGACGCUCGCGCUCAGCCCGCGCGCGGGCGCCGUCCACCUGUUCGACCCGGAGACCGGGGACCGAUUGAACUGAAUUGA
Molecule: messenger RNA, 336 nt
Organism: Geodia barretti
Lineage: Eukaryota; Metazoa; Porifera; Demospongiae; Tetractinellida; Geodiidae
Source: the annotation of a GenBank genome assembly